AUGCCCGUUCUGCCCGCCAGCCGCCUGGGCCUGCUGCUCGACACCUGUCUCGAUGACCGCUGUGUUGCGUGCCAGCAGCACUCUCGACCAGUAACACUCUCGACUGCUGACCGCCCGACUGCCCACAAGGACCCUUGGACCCUGGACUCACCUCACCACCUCCGACCUGGCCCUGCUCCCGAGCUUGUUCCUGAACAUCCGCCCCGGUUUACGACAUUGUGCGAUCUGAACCGCCCCCUGAGAUCGCCUCACCGUCGGCAAUCCCUCGACUCGGCCAUUUGCGCCCACAUACGCACACGACAACAUUCUCGAGACUUCUACAAUGGCCUUGUCAUAUUACGAGUUGGGAACUCCAUGGGCCCGCGUUCUUUUUCGAUCUGUUCACACCUCGUCGAUAACCGCUCUCGCCUGAAGCACCAGAGCGCUUGA
Diaporthe batatas is the source of this 429-nucleotide messenger RNA. RefSeq lists its product as uncharacterized. NCBI's taxonomy places the organism in Eukaryota, Fungi, Ascomycota, Sordariomycetes, Diaporthales, Diaporthaceae. The record is from RefSeq and is a predicted model, not a curated record. The transcript has a single exon. Bases 1 to 429 code for a protein of 142 amino acids.